Molecule: messenger RNA, 561 nt
Organism: Nematocida homosporus
Lineage: Eukaryota; Fungi; Microsporidia
Exons: 1
Coding region: 1-561 (186 amino acids)
Source: RefSeq, a predicted model, not a curated record
AUGGACUGGCAUGAGGGACAAGAUUGGAACGAAGUAUUCAAAGAAGCCUCUCAGAUCGGAAGCCAAGUUGAAGCCGCUUUAACACACACUACAGAUUCCGGAACUCUUUCACAACUAUUUGAAGAAUUUCACCACAAGAUAGAAGACGCUAGAGCCAUUUUACUUAAUGCUGGCGAGGAAGGCGCAGUUGCUUUUCGCAGUCUAGAGCAACGUUUAGCUAUUCUACGCCGCCGCAUUAACAUCAUCAAUAUGUCUCAGGCCAACACCGAAGGCGGGUAUACCAAGAAAAGAGACGAAAAUGCCGAUUACUUCACCCGAAACACAGACAAGAUCCAGCAGUAUAUCAAAAUAGCUUCGCACUCAAUUCAUUCUAUAGACAAACAGCGCAACCUACUUGCACGUAGCAGGCAGAAGCUAGAGGACGGACUUCUCUAUCUAGGUCUUUCCGAUCGAGUGGUCGACCAAAUAUCUAAUAGACACUUAACCGACUACCGACUUAUUCAGGCCCUAGCCGGCUUAUUCAUACUUGCUUUCAUCUAUUUCUUCUUUGCCAGACGAUAG